AUGAGUGGCGCUGUUGAAAAAAACAUCAAUGAUGCAAACGUUUAUCCACCUGGACACGGAGAAACCUAUGGAACCGCCGAUGACGUCGGACAAGUGAUUGAAAUUGCGAAUAAAGUUCUCGAAGUGGGAGCGCUGAUAAUUCCAGAAAUCGCACCGUUUCUUCCAUUCAUCUCUCAAGUCGGGGAUGCUGUCAAGAAAAUCAUUGAGAAAAGUGAGAAUGCUCCUGACCCAGUCAUGAAAAAGUUGAACGAGCUGGAGAAGAAAAUUGAUAACCUGGGAAACCAAUUGACGGAUCACUUCAAUGAGAUGAACAGUUUCAUCACAAAAACAACAUUUUCAUCGAGUAUCAUAAUACCCACCAAGAGUUUGAUGAAGUAUCUACAUGAUUGUUUGGCGACUCGAGAUAAAGAAGCGUUGAAAAACUUCACAGCUGCUUAUAACAAUCGAAAACCGAUAAAUAUUGCAUAUGACAUGAUUGGUUUCCUAGAGGAUGACGAGACUAAUCCACUGAAAAUGGAAAUGAAAGCCGAUCCGCUUAGAACUAGCACCACAUUUGACAAAUGGGAUAAGAAAAUUAACGCGGUCAUGUCACAAUUUCUUCUGCUCGAGUUCUUUGCUUGUGGACUCAUCAAAGAUCAAAACAUCUUUGACUCGAAAAUGAUAGUGGAGAGGUCAAUGAAACUCAUUGAAACUAUUAGAAUGUGGAAAGAAGAGUACAAGAAAGAUCCAUCAUAUUGGUCAAAUAUGCAAAGAGUAUUGCAAACGGAUAUUGAUAAGAAUGGAGAUGUUGAUUUUAUGCUUAAAGCUUGGGAAAUCAAACGCAAACUAGACACUAUUAUAACCGACGAUGCAUUUUUUAUCAUCUGUCGGCAAGUAGGUUUUAUGGACGGGCAGUUUGCAAUGAGUAACACAGCCAAAGACAUUAUGUUACUUAAAAAAGAUAAGUAUACUAUGGCGAUCUAUCGUCAUUCGAAACCGUUCGAUAAGGAAAAAUUUGCAAAAUUCCAAAAGGAUGCGGACAAUUAUAUUAGCAAAAACAAAGUGAAGACGGUAUUCCCAAGUACUAUCGCAGCGUAUGCUAGACAGUAUGUUGACAAUAUUGAAAAUGCAGGAUUUGUUAUGUGUUGUCUUGACGAACCAAAGAAUAUUUGUAAACUCUAUGCGAAUGGUGAUGACGAUUUUGUGCAUCAUCUUCAUAGUGAGACUCAAUGGAUUGGAGCUCCGGUUUUCCGCACGCUCCCAGUUUAUAUUAUGGUUGGAAUGCUUUGA
This is a messenger RNA of Caenorhabditis remanei, 1269 nucleotides long. RefSeq lists its product as uncharacterized. NCBI's taxonomy places the organism in Eukaryota, Metazoa, Nematoda, Chromadorea, Rhabditida, Rhabditidae. Bases 1 to 1269 code for a protein of 422 amino acids. The record is from RefSeq and is a predicted model, not a curated record. The transcript has 9 exons.